GCGGCGGGGCUCGGCUCGUGGGGAAGCGCUGGUGUCCGUCGGUGCCGGAAAGGAUCCCGGCCAGCUGCUGCCCUGCGUGUGCCAGAUGCGAUCGGCAGCGUGCCGGUUCUGGGGCUGUGGGUGCGGAGCAGAGAGCGUGGCUUUGGGAGCUCGUGGGGACUUGUUUCCCCGCUCGCACCCCACUGUGCAGGCUGGCCUGCAGCAGCCCAAGGCUGUCCCUCCUUCCUUCUCCUGCUCCCAGUGUGCAGGCGGCUCUGGGUGCCUCGGCAGGGUGGCCAGGCCCGCAGCCGGCUGAGGUCUGGUCAUGGAAGGGGAGCCGCAGCGUGCCUGAAUCGCGGCACUGUCUGCGCUGCAGCUUGCGGUGAGGUCUCAGGUGGCUGCCAGGAGCUGCUCUCCUCCCCUGGCAGCACCGCAGGCUCCCUGCUCGCUGGGGCCGCUGCUUGCUGGAGGGGGAUGGGGCUCCCUUGGGCACUGCUGGCUCUCACCUUUCCCACUGUCUCUGAAACACGACCCGGUAUUUCAGGGUGCCUGUGGAGCUCCGUGUGUGGAGCUCGCACCGGUGCUGUCGUGUUACAGGCUCCUUUGCGCUGGGUGGGUCACUCCCUGCUCUGCUCCCCACCUGCCUUCCCAGCUUCUUGUGUUUGGCCUCCGACAUGGAGCGAGCUGUCCCCAGGCAUCCCUGUGUGCAGGUCCCUGGGUGGGUGCUGGAGGUGAUGGUGUACCCCUUUUCCUGGUCCCUGUGCCGGUUUCCUUUCUGUUGUGAAGAUGAGUCACACCGGUGUCACCAUGUUGUGCUCCAGGGGAAGGGCAGAGCUGAGCUGCUGGUGGUGACAGGCAGCACGGCGCUCGGCACUGCUACCAGGCACUGCCUGGUCGAUCGCUGACUGUGGAAGUGCUGGGGCCUGGGGCUCCAGAGAGCCCCAGAGAGCAAGGGCUCUCCCUGGCUUUCCUCCUUCCAGUCUCUCAUUUAGCUGGGGCUCCUCACACAGCAUUUGUGGGCAUCUCCUCUGGUCUCCCUUUGGGACUGGAGAGGCAGGCUUCCCAUCCCAGUUGCUCCUAGCUCCGUGCCCAGAUAGGCCCGUCCUGGUUGGAGAAGGGGCUCCCGCCUGCUGCAGACCGUGGCGGCAGGAGGCAUGGCUUCCCUUGCCUUGCCUCUCCCCUCCUUCGGUGCCCUUCUCCCCUCCUGGUUUGUUUCCUGUGUUUGUAAGCACAGAGCGUAAGUACACAUUGGGCAAUAGGCAAGGUAAACAGCAGUGGCGUGCUGGGGCAAGCAUGCCGGGGCGGGCGCCCUGCGGAGCCAGCCGCCACCAUGGCUCCUCGGGGCCCCAGGUCCCAUGCAGCUCUCCGUGAACCACAGUGGACAGUGGGUGCAGUGUGCCAAGGCCCCCUUGCCCGGUGCCAGAGCCGUGGCUUGGUCCAGCAGAGCCCUUCCUGGGUUUGAGGAGAGGCGCCCCAGGGCCUGACCACUCUUCCAUCUCUCUGCAGGUUGUGCUGCUGUCCCAGACAGUCUGUUCCUGCUGCUGCUCUCUGGCCCUGGCUGUUGUGGGCUCGUCCCCAUGCUCUCUUGGGCUGAGCAGGGGCCAGCAGGGCAGAGAGGCCGGCGCGCCUCAGGGUGCUGACACAGGGAGGCCACUGGACCCACCGCUCCUGGGACCCUCCUGCUCCCCAGCUAGAGGAACUCCGAUACUCUGAUGGAUCUGAGACCCUGCUCGCUGCUCCUGCACUGGACUCUGGUGGUUGCCCUCGCUCUCCUGGCCCAGGAGGUGCUGGCCCAGCGUAUUUACACCAACACCUGGGCUGUGCUCGUCCCUGCGGGGCCCCAGGAGGCUGACAGGCUGGCCAGGAAGCAUGGAUUCCUCAAUCUGGGCCCGAUCUUUGGUGACUAUUACCACUUUCGGCACAGUGGUGUGGUGAAGCGUUCCCUCUCACCCCACCAGCCCUGGCACAGCCGUUUGGCCAGGGAACCGCAGGUGCAGUGGCUGGAGCAGCAGGUGGCAAAGCGCAGGACCAAGCGAGACGUUUUCAUGGAGCCCACAGACCCCAAGUUCCCGCAGCAGUGGUACCUGUACAACACAAACCAGCGGGACCUGAAUGUGCGUCAGGCCUGGGAGCAGGGCUACACGGGCAAGGGCAUCGUGGUUUCCAUCCUGGAUGAUGGCAUUGAGAAGAACCACCCUGACCUGGAGGGCAACUAUGAUCCAGGGGCAAGCUUUGAUGUCAAUGACCAGGACCCAGACCCACAGCCCCGCUACACGCAGAUGAAUGACAACAGACAUGGCACACGCUGCGCUGGGGAAGUCGCUGCUGUGGCAAACAAUGGGAUCUGUGGUGUUGGCGUGGCUUACAACGCCAGGAUCGGAGGCGUGCGCAUGCUGGAUGGGGAGGUGACUGAUGCUGUGGAGGCCCAUUCCCUGGGCCUCAAUCCCAACCACAUCCACAUCUACAGUGCCAGCUGGGGCCCUGAGGACGAUGGCAAGACUGUGGAUGGCCCGGCCCGGCUGGCAGAGGAGGCUUUCUUCCGAGGGGUCAGCCAGGGCCGAGGGGGGCUGGGCUCCAUCUUCGUCUGGGCGUCCGGGAACGGGGGCCGCGAGCACGACAGCUGCAACUGUGACGGUUACACCAACAGCAUCUACACGCUGUCCAUCAGCAGCACCACGCAGUAUGGUAACGUGCCCUGGUACAGCGAGGCCUGCUCCUCCACCCUUGCCACCACCUACAGCAGCGGCAACCAGAAUGAGAAGCAGAUUGUGACGACUGACCUCAGACAGAAAUGCACCGAAUCACACACAGGGACGUCUGCCUCGGCACCCCUGGCUGCUGGCAUCAUCGCCCUCGCCCUGGAAGCCAACAAGAACCUGACCUGGCGUGACAUGCAGCACCUGGUGGUGCAGACGUCAAAGCCAGCUCACCUCAAUGCCAAUGACUGGGUCACCAACGGCGUCGGCCGCAAAGUCAGCCACUCCUAUGGCUACGGCCUGCUGGAUGCUGGGGCCAUGGUGAGCCUGGCCAAGAACUGGACCACGGUGGGACCUCAGAGGAAGUGCGUCAUUGACGUCCUCACGGAGCCGAAGGACAUCGGGAAACGCCUGGAGGUGCGGCGGAAGGUGGAUGCCUGCCUGGGGAAAGCCAACUACAUCAGCCGGCUGGAGCACGCACAGGCCAGGCUGACGCUGUCCUACAACCGUCGGGGGGACUUGGCCAUCCACCUUGUCAGUCCCAUGGGCACCCGGUCCACCCUCCUGGCUGCCAGGCCCCAUGACUUCUCGGCUGAUGGCUUCAAUGACUGGGCCUUCAUGACGACGCACUCGUGGGACGAGGACCCCUCUGGGGAAUGGGUGCUGGAGAUCGAGAACACCAGCGACGCCAACAACUAUGGCACACUGACCAAGUUCACACUCGUGCUGUACGGGACGGCCACUGACUCCCCCAGCCUCUCCAACCAGCUGGAGAGCAGCGGCUGCAAGACCCUGACCCCCAGCCAGACCUGUGUGGUCUGCGAGGAGGGGUACUACCUGCACCAGAAGAGCUGCCUGAAGCGCUGCCCUCCUGGCUUUGCACCCGGUGUCCAGAGCACGCACUACAACCUGGAGAACAGCGUGGAGCCCAUCGCGCCCCACCUCUGCCUGCCCUGCCACCCCUCCUGCGCCACUUGCGCGGGGCCCGGCCCCAACCAGUGCCUGACCUGCCCUGCGCACUCCCACUUCAGCAGCCUGGACCUCUCCUGCUCCCACCAGACGCAGAGCAGCCGUGCGUCCCCUGCCCUGGCAGACGGCGAGGGGCUGGCCAAGGCCCCCCCUCCAGCCAACCUGCCUGUCCUCAUCGCCAGUCUCAGCUGCAUCCUUAUUGUCGUCAUCUUUGUCACCGUCUUCCUGGUGCUGCAGGCGCGCUCAGGCUUCAGCCUGCGGGGUGUGAAGGUCUAUGCUCUGGACAGCGGGAUUAUCUCCUACAAGGGGCUCCCCUCUGACAUCUGGCAGGAAGAGGGCCCCUCCGAGUCGGACGGUGAGGAGUACGAGGCCCACAGUGAGAGGACUGCCUUCAUCAGAGACCAAAGUGCCCUUUGAUGAGCCCUCCCGCCCCUCCCUCCUCCCUGCCCAGCACUGUGGGGCCGGGGCAGGUGAGGCCGAGGGGCCCCGGACUCUGCCCCCAUCCCCCUCCUGCACCACAGCAGCCCGGGGCUCCCCACCCGCCGGCAUCGUCCCUUGGCCCUGGCCUGGGCUGCCGGGCAUGGCCCCGCCAGCACCGUCCCCAGCUCGGCACCGUCCCAGUCUUGCACCAUCUCUCUUGGCCCCGCGUCCAUCCUGUACCCUACGCUGGGGUAUUUGAUGGCAGCGGGGCCCCUGGCGCUCACUGGCCCUGCACUGGCAGCCGUGUCCCCUGCCUGAGGUGGGCAGCUGCUGCUGGGGGGUCAUGCAGGUCCCCCGGCGUGGGCAGCAUGUGGGGUCCCUGGGUUGUCAUUGCUCAGGCUGGGCUGGCCGGGGCAGGAGUGGCUGUGCCUUGAGCCUAGCCCACGGCACGGCAUCCCCCUGCCCCUGCUGCCCUCGGCACCUGCCGGGCCCCUGCCCGUGUCCCUGGCUUGGCCUGCUGUGUCCUGGCUCCCCACCACCUCCCGAGGGCCUGUCCGCCUCCACCCAUGCCCUUCAACAGCAAUAAUGGCCAGGCCUCAGCCUCUGCUGCCUGCUUGCCCGCUGCCUGCCCCUCCCACCAUGGCUGUGGUUGCCUGCAGCGUGGACAGGAGCCCCCCUGCACCGGAGAGCAUGGGGCAGGGCCGCGCCUUGCCUUGUGCCCGAGGCUCAGCCCCCCAGUGUGGGCAGGGACCACCUCGCACAGACCCUGCUCUGCUGGGCUGCCCCGGGCCCCCUCUUGUUUUGCCCCUCGGCAGGGCUGGGUGCGCUGCUGGCCGGGGCAGUUGGGCAGUGCUGGUGCCUGCGCUGCCCUGGCUCUGCCUGCACCCUGCUUGUGCUGGGCAGAGCCCAGCGUCCCUGCAGCCCCAGCCCCCAAAGCGCCCCUGCCCCCCCGACGUGCCUUGCCCCCACUUGGUGACAAUCCGUUCCGCUCCCCGCCGGAGCCCCUUCCCGGCACCGCCUGCCCUCGCUGCCCCUUCCCCACGGGCUGGGGGCCGGUGCCGCAAGCCCCUUCACCGUCCGCCGCCGCACACCGGGGCUGUGGCAUGGGCUCCCACCCGCCCCGUGCCAGCGCCAGUCCCAGCCUGCCACGGAUGGAGCCGCCGGCCAGGGGCCACAGGACUAUUUUUCUAUAAUAACUUUUUGGUGCACAGUAAUUUUUUCUUGUAAUUUAAUCAGCCGGGAGCUGCCUCCUGAGCCUGUUUUUAAUUUAAUGGAUGUGGAUAUAACACUAGAGAG
Haliaeetus leucocephalus (bald eagle) is the source of this 5360-nucleotide messenger RNA. It is a transcript of the gene FURIN, whose product is annotated as furin (paired basic amino acid cleaving enzyme). Bases 1692 to 4061 code for a protein of 789 amino acids. The transcript has 15 exons. Gene Ontology annotation, molecular function: serine-type endopeptidase activity. NCBI's taxonomy places the organism in Eukaryota, Metazoa, Chordata, Aves, Accipitriformes, Accipitridae. Gene Ontology annotation, biological process: peptide hormone processing. Gene Ontology annotation, cellular component: Golgi membrane; trans-Golgi network. The record is from RefSeq and is a predicted model, not a curated record.